Nicrophorus vespilloides is the source of this 2199-nucleotide messenger RNA. RefSeq names its product peptidyl-prolyl cis-trans isomerase-like 4. Lineage: Eukaryota; Metazoa; Arthropoda; Insecta; Coleoptera; Silphidae. The transcript has 2 exons. Gene Ontology annotation, cellular component: nucleus. Bases 125 to 1963 code for a protein of 612 amino acids. The record is from RefSeq and is a predicted model, not a curated record. Gene Ontology annotation, biological process: protein peptidyl-prolyl isomerization. Gene Ontology annotation, molecular function: RNA binding; peptidyl-prolyl cis-trans isomerase activity.
AUAUUAAUGUUUAGUUUUGGUUAUUCUAACCUAACUUUAACGAAGCAAAUGCAAUUUAACGUUAACAAUGUUGUGAUUUGUUUUCAGCGUAAUCUGAUAUAAUAGUUUUUACUGACUCAGCAAUAUGGCUGUUGUAAUAGAAACAACCUUAGGGGACAUCACUGUGGAUUUGAUGUUGAAUGAACGUCCACAGGCCUGUCUCAACUUCCUGAAGCUAUGCAAGAUGAAGUACUAUAAUUAUAAUCUGUUUCACACCAUAAGUCGAGGUUUCAUUGGACAGACAGGGGAUCCAACAGGAUCCGGAAGGAAUGGGGAAAGUAUAUAUGGAGUAUUGGAGGGACCCAUGAAAAAGUAUUUUAAAAGUGAGACCACACCAAGGAUAAAGCAUACCCACAUGGGACUACUAUCAUUUGUUGGCAAUGAAGAGGGAAUGAUAGGGUCUCAGUUUUUCAUUACAUUAGGCUCAGAUUUAACCUACUUGGAUGGAAAACAUUGUGUGUUCGGGGAAGUUAUGGAGGGCCUUGAUGUUCUGGAGUUGCUAAAUGAAACCAUAUGUGAUAAUAAUAACAGACCAUAUAAGGAUGUUAGAAUUACUCAUACUGUUAUUUUAGAGGAUCCCUUCAGUGAUUUGAAGAAAAUGUGCGUACCUUCAAGGUCGCCAUCACCUAGUGCGGAAAGGCUUCAAGGCGGUAGAAUUGCUGCCGAUGAAGAUAUCGAUGACACGGAUGGCAAAAGCGCAGCGGAGAUCCACGAAAUCCUCGCGGAGAGAGAGGCUAAAGCUAGGGCUACAAUUCUUGAAAUGGUUGGCGAUCUGCCGGAUGCAGAGAUGGCCCCACCCGAAAAUGUCCUUUUUGUAUGCAAAUUGAAUCCUGUCACUUCAGACGACGAUCUAGAAAUCAUCUUCAGCCGAUUUGGAAAGAUCAAUACAUGCGAAGUAAUCAGGGAUAGGAAAUCUGGAGAUUCGUUGCAGUACGCUUUCGUUGAGUUUGCGGAGCAAAAGUCCUGCGAGGAUGCGUAUUUCAAAAUGGACAAUGUACUGAUUGAUGAUCGCAGAAUUCACGUGGAUUUCAGUCAGUCUGUAUCGAAAAUUAAGUGGAACGGCAAGGGCAGAGGCGUUACAAGAUUUGACGACAAAGGCAGAAAAAUAAAAGAAGAGGGUGCUGAAAAUAAUAAAAACAAUGGGGAUAGGAGGCCUAAGAAACGUAGUCCUUCCAGAGAUAGAUCAAGGUCUGUCGAGAAGCGCAAUAGGAAAUACAGCCCUAAUCCGAGAGAGAGGAAUAAUAGGUCUAGAUCAAACGACAAUUUCAAUAGGAAUAGAAAUGGACCACAAUCUAGGGAUAGGCGGGAUUGGUCCAAUGACAAUAGAAACCGAAGAUUUAAUUCUAAUUUUAGGGGUAGACAGGAUAUGUCCUGGCAACGAUCAAAUAGAAACAAUAGUCCGAAUCGUCGACAGAGAUCCAGGUCAAACGAUAGGGGUCGCGAUAAGUAUAAUAGACGUGACAGGUCCAAUGAUCGAUCGCAUUUCAAUUCACAUUCCACUAAUAGACGUGGAAGAUCCAGAUCAAACGAUAGAAGGCAUAAUAGUAAUAACAGAAAUGUUAGAGAUGAUACCAGCAAUUAUAGACGUAAUGGAAAGAAGCCUGAAAAUGAGGUGCCUUAUAAACGCAAUGAAGUAGACGUGGAAAAGAAACGUAAGAAAAAUGAAGAAUUCAGUGAUGACAAUGUUAACGACAAGAAGAAAAAGUCGAAAAAGAAGUCUGUUUCAAGCAGCGAAAGUAGUAGCUCUUCAAGCGAAGAAGAGAAGAAGAAAAAGAAGUCGAAGAAGAGUAAGAAAAAGAAGAAGAAAAGCAAGAAAAAAACGUACUCUUCGGACUCCGAUUCGGAUAGUUCAGACGACGAGAAGACCAAGAAAAAGAAGAAAAAAAGGAAGAAGAGGCGCAGUUCAAGCAGCAGUAGUGAUUAAAUUCUGUUCAUAUUUAGUUGUAAAUAUUCAGAUUUCUGUGUUUUGUAAUUAAUUUAUCUUAUGACGACAAAUGAUAUUCAAAUAUACAAUUUAAAAAAAUUACAACGUGGAAGUGAUGUUCAUUUUUAAUGGUAUACAUGCGGGGUGGAAUAUUCAUGAGACGCAAAUAAAACUCCCUUCGACCUUCUCUCGCCAAACAGUUAUUAUCAUAUUUUCAGAAGCCGUUGAGCAUUUGU